Messenger RNA from Venturia canescens, 7556 nucleotides. It is a transcript of the gene Prp8, whose product is annotated as pre-mRNA processing factor 8. The transcript is spliced from 11 exons. Gene Ontology annotation, cellular component: catalytic step 2 spliceosome; U5 snRNP. The coding region runs from base 175 to 7299 and encodes 2374 amino acids. Gene Ontology annotation, molecular function: U2 snRNA binding; U5 snRNA binding; metallopeptidase activity. Gene Ontology annotation, biological process: mRNA splicing, via spliceosome; spliceosomal tri-snRNP complex assembly. Lineage: Eukaryota; Metazoa; Arthropoda; Insecta; Hymenoptera; Ichneumonidae. The record is from RefSeq and is a predicted model, not a curated record.
GUGAUGAACACUCACUGAUUUCGUGUAAUUUCCAAAGAGAAAGUAUUCUUUCAGUUUUAUUAUUGCCCUUCAAUUCUCAUAACGGAUAUUAUCCUGCCAGGACAAACUUCCGAUAAUCAUGCUCUAAACGACUCCAUACUUUUGUUACAUCGAAGGUAAAAAUCUCCAGCUAGGAUGUCAAUUCCGCCAUACCUGCUGGGUCCGAACCCUUGGGCCACUAUGAUGGCCCAGCAACAGGCUCAUGCACAAUUGGCUGCUGCUCAGGCUCAUGCUCAGGCAGCCGCACAUGCUCAAGCUGCUCAUCAUGCUCACAUGCAUGCCAUAGCGGGCCCGCCAUUGCCACAAAUGCCCAGACAACCUGAAGAGCUCACGGAGACGCAGCUACAAGAGAAAGCUCAACAAUGGCAGCAAUUACAAAACAAGCGUUUCGCCGAAAAAAGGAAAUUCGGUUUUGUGGAUGCUCAGAAAGAGGAUAUGCCACCCGAGCAUUUACGAAAAAUUAUACGCGAUCAUGGUGACAUGAGCAGUCGAAAAUAUCGACACGACAAACGAGUUUAUCUUGGAGCUUUGAAGUACAUGCCGCACGCGGUAAUGAAACUACUGGAGAACAUGCCGAUGCCUUGGGAACAAAUACGCGAUGUAAAAGUUCUUUAUCACAUAACCGGUGCGAUCACCUUCGUCAAUGAAAUCCCAUGGGUCAUUGAGCCUGUGUACAUUGCCCAAUGGGGGACGAUGUGGAUAAUGAUGAGACGAGAAAAACGUGAUCGUCGACAUUUCAAACGAAUGAGAUUUCCACCUUUUGAUGACGAGGAGCCCCCUCUCGAUUAUGCCGACAACGUCCUCGACGUUGAACCACUCGAAGCUAUACAGAUUGAACUCGAUCCUGAAGAGGAUGAAUCUGUUGCCACGUGGUUCUACGAGCAUAAACCUCUUGUCGGAACAAAGCACGUCAAUGGAUCAACGUAUCGACGAUGGAAUUUGACGCUCCCGCAAAUGGCAACACUGUAUCGUCUCGCGAAUCAACUACUUACCGAUCUUGUCGAUCAAAAUUUCUUUUAUCUUUUCGAUCCAAAGUCAUUUUUCACCGCAAAGGCAUUGAACAUGGCAAUUCCAGGAGGUCCCAAAUUUGAACCUCUCGUCAAAGAUUCCAACGCCGCUGAUGAAGACUGGAACGAGUUUAAUGACAUCAAUAAAAUCAUUAUCCGACAACCCAUAAGAACCGAAUACAGAAUUGCUUUUCCGUAUCUUUACAACAACAUGCCACAUUUUGUUCAUCUUUCGUGGUACCACGCUCCAAACGUCGUCUACAUAAAAACUGAGGAUCCUGAUUUACCGGCGUUUUACUUCGAUCCUCUAAUUAAUCCAAUAUCUCACAGAAAUUCCCUCAAGACGAUGGAACCUCAAAUAGAGGAAGAUGAGGAUUUUGUAUUGCCCGAGGAAGUGCAACCUUUUCUUCAAGAAACUCCUCUGUACACGGACAACACAGCGAACGGAAUAUCGUUGCUAUGGGCGCCGCGUCCUUACAAUACACGUUCAGGACGAACAAGAAGAGCGAUUGAUAUUCCAUUGGUAAAGUCGUGGUAUCGCGAGCACUGUCCACCGGGUCAACCAGUUAAAGUUCGCGUCAGUUAUCAAAAGCUCUUAAAGUAUUACGUGUUGAAUGCUCUUAAGCACCGAAAACCGAAGCCUCAGAAGAAGCGUUAUCUCUUCCGUUCGUUCAAAUCAACGAAAUUCUUUCAAACGACAACGAUCGAUUGGGUGGAGGCAGGUUUGCAAGUUUGUCGUCAAGGUUACAACAUGUUGAAUCUCCUGAUUCAUCGUAAGAAUUUGAAUUAUCUUCAUUUGGAUUACAACUUUAAUUUGAAACCAGUGAAAACUUUGACGACGAAAGAGCGCAAAAAGUCACGAUUCGGUAACGCUUUUCAUCUGUGUCGUGAGAUCUUACGAUUAACUAAAUUGAUAAUAGAUUCGCAUGUGCAGUAUCGCUUGAACAACGUGGACGCUUUUCAAUUGGCUGAUGGGCUUCAGUACAUAUUUGCUCAUGUGGGUCAGCUCACGGGCAUGUAUCGUUACAAGUACAAACUUAUGAGACAAAUAAGAAUGUGCAAAGACUUGAAACACUUGAUUUAUUAUCGCUUCAACACGGGACACGUUGGAAAAGGUCCUGGUUGUGGUUUCUGGGCUCCGGGUUGGCGAGUGUGGCUUUUCUUCAUGCGCGGAAUAACUCCGCUGCUUGAGAGGUGGCUCGGUAAUUUAUUGUCGAGACAGUUCGAAGGUCGUCACUCGAAAGGUGUCGCUAAAACUGUGACGAAACAGCGUGUAGAAUCGCACUUUGAUCUCGAGCUAAGAGCUUCGGUGAUGCACGAUAUAGUUGACAUGAUGCCUGAGGGUAUCAAGCAAAACAAGGCGCGCACGAUAUUGCAGCAUUUGAGCGAAGCUUGGCGUUGCUGGAAAGCGAAUAUUCCAUGGAAAGUUCCGGGACUCCCAAUACCAAUUGAAAACAUGAUUUUGCGUUACGUCAAAAUGAAAUCGGAUUGGUGGACGAACACGGCUCAUUAUAAUCGCGAGAGAAUACGUCGUGGAGCAACGGUCGACAAAACAGUAUGCAAGAAGAACCUUGGCCGUUUGACGAGAUUGUACCUGAAAGCCGAGCAAGAACGACAACACAAUUACCUCAAAGACGGACCUUACAUUUCGCCCGAGGAGGCUGUAGCUAUUUACACGACGACUGUACAUUGGCUCGAAUCACGUAGAUUCGCUCCGAUCCCAUUCCCACCUCUCUCGUACAAACACGAUACAAAAUUGCUGAUUCUCGCCCUUGAGAGACUCAAGGAAGCUUACAGCGUGAAAUCUCGUUUGAACCAGAGUCAGCGAGAGGAAUUGGGCUUGAUAGAACAGGCCUAUGACAAUCCUCACGAAGCACUUUCUCGCAUAAAACGUCAUUUGCUGACACAGCGAGCUUUCAAAGAAGUUGGAAUUGAAUUUAUGGACCUGUACAGUCAUCUCAUCCCGGUAUACGACGUGGAACCCCUCGAAAAAAUCACCGACGCUUAUCUCGAUCAAUAUCUUUGGUACGAGGCUGACAAACGAAGACUUUUCCCAGCGUGGGUCAAACCUUCCGACACCGAACCGCCUCCUCUUCUCGUAUAUAAAUGGUGCCAGGGUGUCAACAAUCUUCAGGACGUUUGGGACGUUAGCGAAGGCGAAUGUGACGUACUGCUCGAAUCGAAAUUCGAAAAACUCUACGAAAAAAUUGAUCUGACCAUUCUCAAUCGCCUGUUGCGAUUGAUCGUCGAUCAUAACAUCGCUGAUUACAUGACAGCGAAGAACAACGUAGUUAUUAAUUACAAAGAUAUGAAUCACACCAACAGCUACGGUAUCAUUCGUGGACUUCAGUUCGCUUCUUUCAUCGCACAAUAUUACGGACUUGUGUUGGAUCUUCUCGUCCUCGGCUUACAAAGAGCCAGUGAAAUGGCAGGGCCUCCGCAAAUGCCGAACGACUUUUUGACCUUCCAGGAUGUCGCUUCCGAGACCGCUCAUCCGAUUCGUCUCUAUUGUCGUUACGUCGACAGGAUUCAUCUGUUCUUGCGUUUUACCGCUGAAGAAGCUCGCGAUUUGAUACAGCGCUAUCUCACCGAACAUCCCGAUCCGAACAACGAAAAUAUCGUCGGUUACAACAACAAGAAAUGUUGGCCGCGCGACGCCCGUAUGAGGCUCAUGAAGCACGACGUGAAUCUGGGUCGCGCCGUAUUUUGGGAUAUUAAAAAUCGUCUGCCACGAUCGGCAACGACCAUUCAAUGGGAAAACAGUUUCGUCAGUGUUUACAGCAAAGACAAUCCCAAUUUGCUCUUCAACAUGAGCGGCUUCGAGUGUCGCAUUUUACCAAAAUGCCGAACUACCCACGAGGAAUUUACUCAUCGCGACGGCGUUUGGAACUUACAAAACGAAGUUACCAAAGAAAGAACCGCUCAAUGUUUCCUCCGCGUCGACGACGAGAGUCUCCAGAGAUUCCACAAUCGCGUACGACAGAUUCUCAUGGCCUCGGGCUCGACUACCUUCACUAAAAUCGUCAACAAAUGGAACACGGCUCUCAUCGGCCUCAUGACCUACUUCCGCGAGGCCGUUGUCAACACCCAAGAGCUUUUGGACCUUCUUGUCAAGUGCGAGAACAAAAUCCAGACCCGUAUCAAAAUUGGCCUCAACUCGAAAAUGCCUUCGAGAUUUCCUCCCGUGGUGUUUUAUACGCCCAAAGAAUUGGGAGGCUUGGGAAUGUUGUCCAUGGGACACGUGCUCAUUCCUCAGUCCGAUUUACGCUGGUCGAAACAAACUGAUGUCGGAAUAACGCAUUUCCGGUCAGGUAUGAGCCACGACGAGGAUCAGCUAAUUCCCAAUCUCUACCGUUACAUUCAACCUUGGGAAUCGGAAUUCAUCGAUUCUCAGCGCGUCUGGGCGGAAUACGCUCUCAAGAGGCAAGAAGCAAACGCCCAGAAUCGACGAUUGACACUCGAGGAUCUCGAGGACAGUUGGGAUCGUGGAAUACCUCGGAUAAACACACUCUUCCAAAAGGACCGUCACACCCUCGCUUACGACAAAGGUUGGCGCAUCAGAACCGAAUUCAAGCAGUAUCAAGUACUCAAACAAAAUCCAUUCUGGUGGACCCACCAACGUCACGAUGGCAAACUUUGGAAUCUCAAUAAUUAUCGUACCGACAUGAUUCAAGCACUCGGCGGUGUCGAGGGUAUCCUCGAGCACACGCUCUUCAAAGGAACUUAUUUCCCAACGUGGGAAGGUCUCUUCUGGGAAAAAGCUUCAGGUUUCGAGGAAUCGAUGAAGUACAAAAAACUUACAAACGCCCAAAGAUCGGGUUUGAAUCAAAUUCCAAAUCGUCGUUUUACACUGUGGUGGUCACCGACGAUAAAUCGUGCCAAUGUUUACGUCGGUUUCCAAGUCCAGCUUGAUUUAACCGGAAUUUUCAUGCACGGCAAGAUUCCUACUUUGAAGAUUUCCCUCAUUCAAAUAUUCCGAGCUCACUUGUGGCAAAAAGUACACGAAUCGAUAGUGAUGGAUCUCUGCCAAGUUUUCGAUCAAGAACUCGAUGCUCUGGAGAUCGAGACGGUGCAGAAAGAAACUAUUCAUCCAAGAAAAUCUUACAAAAUGAAUUCUUCGUGCGCCGAUAUUUUGUUGUUCUCUGCGUACAAGUGGAACGUUUCGAGGCCGUCGUUGCUCGCCGAUUCCAAAGACCUCAUGGACAAUACGACAACACAAAAAUACUGGAUCGAUGUACAGUUGAGAUGGGGCGAUUAUGAUUCCCACGAUAUCGAGCGUUACGCGAGAGCCAAAUUUUUGGAUUAUACGACCGAUAACAUGUCGAUUUAUCCAUCACCAACCGGCCUCCUGAUCGCCAUCGAUCUUGCUUACAAUCUCCACAGCGCCUACGGCAACUGGUUCCCCGGUUGCAAGCCUCUCAUUCAGCAAGCGAUGGCUAAAAUCAUGAAGGCCAAUCCGGCUCUUUACGUAUUGCGAGAACGCAUAAGAAAAGCUUUGCAAUUAUAUUCAUCCGAACCAACGGAGCCUUAUCUGUCGUCACAAAACUACGGAGAAUUGUUCUCCAAUCAGAUCAUUUGGUUCGUGGACGAUACGAACGUUUAUCGUGUCACGAUACACAAGACUUUCGAGGGUAAUUUAACAACGAAACCGAUAAACGGAGCUAUUUUCAUCUUCAAUCCGCGCACAGGACAACUCUUCCUUAAAAUUAUUCAUACUUCGGUCUGGGCCGGACAAAAGCGUUUGGGACAAUUGGCCAAAUGGAAAACCGCCGAGGAAGUCGCAGCUUUGAUCAGAUCGUUACCGGUCGAGGAACAACCCAAACAAAUCAUUGUCACGAGGAAAGGAAUGUUGGAUCCCCUCGAAGUGCAUCUUCUCGAUUUCCCCAACAUCGUUAUCAAAGGGUCAGAGUUGCAAUUGCCUUUCCAGGCUUGUCUCAAAGUCGAGAAAUUCGGUGACUUGAUUCUAAAAGCAACGGAGCCCCAAAUGGUUCUUUUCAAUCUCUACGACGAUUGGCUCAAAACCAUUUCUUCUUACACCGCUUUCUCGCGUUUGAUUUUGAUACUGAGAGCACUUCACGUCAACACCGAACGAACUAAAGUCGUUUUGAAACCGGACAGAACAACCAUCACCGAGCCACAUCAUAUUUGGCCAACUUUGACCGAUGACGAAUGGAUCAAAGUUGAAGUACAACUCAAAGAUUUGAUCCUCGCUGACUACGGAAAGAAAAACAAUGUCAACGUCGCUUCGCUCACUCAAUCCGAAAUUCGUGAUAUUAUUUUGGGCAUGGAGAUCAGCGCUCCUUCUGCUCAGCGUCAACAGAUUGCUGAAAUCGAAAAACAAACCAAGGAACAAUCACAACUCACCGCUACCACCACCAGAACCGUUAACAAACACGGUGACGAAAUAAUCACCGCUACAACCUCGAAUUACGAGACUCAAACUUUCAGCUCGAAAACCGAAUGGCGAGUUCGGGCUAUUUCGGCUACUAAUCUUCAUCUUCGUACUAAUCACAUUUACGUGUCGUCCGACGAUAUCAAAGAAACUGGAUACACGUACAUUUUGCCGAAAAAUAUACUCAAAAAAUUUGUCACCAUUUCGGAUCUUCGAGCUCAGAUCGCUGGAUAUCUUUACGGCAUCAGUCCACCGGAUAAUCCUCAAGUGAAAGAAAUUCGGUGUAUCGUAAUGGCGCCGCAAUGGGGAACGCAUCAAACUGUUCAUCUUCCUGCAUCCUUGCCGAAUCAUCAAUACCUUAAAGAAAUGGAACCACUGGGUUGGAUUCACACUCAACCAAAUGAGUUGCCGCAGUUAUCACCUCAGGACAUUUCGACUCACGCAAGAGUCAUGGCAGAAAAUCCGGUCUGGGACGGCGAAAAAACCAUUGUCAUAACUUGCAGUUUUACUCCGGGUUCAUGCUCAUUGACAGCUUACAAACUCACGCCAAGUGGUUUCGAGUGGGGAAAACAAAAUACCGAUAAAGGCAACAAUCCAAAGGGAUAUUUGCCGAGUCAUUACGAAAAAGUUCAAAUGCUCUUGUCGGAUCGAUUCCUUGGCUUCUUCAUGGUACCGAGUCAAGGAUCAUGGAAUUACAACUUCAUGGGUGUGAGACAUGAUCCAACGAUGAAAUACGAGUUGCAACUGGCGAAUCCAAAGGAAUUUUAUCACGAAGUACAUCGACCUGCUCAUUUCUUAAAUUUCUCAAGUCUCGAGGACGCCGACGGCGUUGGGGCUGAUCGAGAAGACAUGUAUGCUUAGAAAGCAUAUUGAAAUAGGAAUUGUACAAACCUCGAAACAAUAACUGGAAAAAACAAGUGCUAGGUUUUAGGAUUUUUUAAGCCUAGAUAAUUACGAAUGAAACAUAAGUUAAGGGAUGUAUAAAUGGUUUUUCGAAUUAAUUGUCCGGAAAAGUGAGUAUGUUGUAAUACAUAAACGUUCAUCAUGAAUUUACAUGUGUUGAUUGUUGAUCAGCGGAUCAAACGAGAAAUACAAAAUAAUAAAUAUACAGAAAAUUA